AUGAAUGAAGAAGAGGGAGAAUGGCGGGAAGGCAAUAAAGUCAUUUCACCUCGUAUACUUCCCAUUUUAUCAAAACCUACCUUUACUUCUAAAUAUAGGAUUAACUUGUGUUCUUUCUCUCUCUGGAAGCCCCCCCUGCCACGUUCAUCAACUCUUUCGUUUCUCUCAAAAGCUCAGGGCAUUAUAGUAAAACUCCUACGCAUCACACACACCACAAAUCUCAGCUGGAUUUUUGGUUCUGUUCACUUCCCAUUGGCUGCACCUCCUCACAAACCAACUAAAUCCUUUGCUAUUACUUUUCUAAUCCCUUUCUCUUCUCUUGAACCUUCUCCCACCCAUCUCCACCACCACUUCACACAACCUUCAAUAAAUAAAAAGAAAAGAAAAAGAAAAACACUCACGCACCAAGAGCAGGAACAGGAAAACCGGUUACCGUUAGUUUCUAUGACUUUCGAUGUUAUGUGUGAGUGUGAUAGAUAG
This is a messenger RNA of Sphenostylis stenocarpa, 480 nucleotides long. The record is from the annotation of a GenBank genome assembly. NCBI's taxonomy places the organism in Eukaryota, Viridiplantae, Streptophyta, Magnoliopsida, Fabales, Fabaceae.